AUGAGAAAUUGCAAAAUGAUAGAGAAUGAAGAAUAGCUCUAAUGCAUAAAUAAUUAGCAUAUUCAUAGGUCAGCUAUUAUUAUCUUGCUUGAUAAAGAUCUUGAAGCAAAAGAAAGAUUAGCGUGUCAUUAAUGUUUAAUAACUCAUCUAGGAAAUUUCAAUGGAAUUUCAAUCAAUUAGGGAUUAAGUAAAAUACAAUAAUUAAAGGAAGAAAUUUUUGAUGAAAUUGAAAUCCAUUUUUCAAAAACUUAUAAUUGUCUAAAGACUUUUAAAGAAUAAAUUUUAUAAAUCAAGCAAGAGUUUUUAUAAACAUUAAAUUAAGUAAUCGAACCGCUUGAAUAAUGGAUGAAACAGUUAGUAGAAUUAAAAGAAGGCUAUUCAUCAUAUAGUUUAUAUACUGAAAUUGAAAAUCUUACUAAACCCACUAAUUUGUUAAUAGAAUUUGAAAAACAAUAGUUUCAAGAUAGAAUACAAAAAAUGAAUACCUAAUAUUUGACUAAGACUACUUAAUAUAUAAAAGUAUUAGACAAUUUCAUUACAGACUAGCAAUUACUUCUCAAAUUGAAUUAGUUAUAAGAGUCAACCUUGAAUUAAGAAAAAAUACUUAGCAUAGAGAGUGUUAACGCUGAAUAAUAAAUCAAAGAAUCAAGUCAAGUAAUUAGUUAAAGUUAUAAAUAAGAAAGAAUUUAACAUAGAUUAAUUCAAGAAGUUUAUUAAGAACAAGAGUGUUAUGCAUUAGAUUUUAAUAAAGAUAAUACCCUUGUAGCUGCAUCAUGUAAAGAAAAUAUUAAAAUUUGGAAAUUUAUAGAAGGACAGUUGAUUGAUUAAAAUAUAUUGCUGACUGGCCAUGAAAGCGAUGUUUUCUGUAUAGUAUUCAGUAAAAAGAUUAAUUGGAUUGUAUCUGGGGACAGUACUAAUCAAAUUAGAAGUUGGAUUGAAUGUAAAGAUAUUCAAGGAAAAACUUAUUGGGAAAGCUCUUUAUCACUUGAGAUGCAUACAUCUGAGAUUUUAUGUCUGCAUUUAAAUAACAGUGAGGAUGAAUUAAUAUCUGCAAGUGGAGACAGUACUAUAAAGGUAUGGGGAGUGAACUGCAACUUAAAUAAAAUUGAAUACUAAUAUUCCCUUGAGAAACACACAAAUUAUGUUGAUAAAAUAAACUUAAAUUCAAAAGAAACCUAAAUGGUGUCUUGUGGAUGGGAUUAAUAAAUUAUUGUAUGGGAAAAGGAUGAUAGUAAAACAUGGUAAUUUAAAUAUAUUGUUGAAUAAUCGAUUGAAGACAUUGGAUUCAGAAUAGGAUUUUUAUAAGAUGACACAGUUGUUUGGUGUUCGCUUAGCGAACCCUUUUUAUACGUUUUCAAAUUGUAAAAUGGCAUAUUUUAAGAAAGGUCAGAUUUAUUAGUUAAACUUGGAGAUAUUAAAACUGAAAAUAAUUAUAACGACUUUAAUCUUUUUUAAUUAAAAUAUUUACAAUAACAAAAAGUGUUAAUUCUUAAGUAUAACCGAUAUGUAUAUUUUAUGAGAGAGAGUUUAGAUUCCACAUUUAUUUUCCCUUGUGAUCCUAUUGAUUGUUCCUCAAUUGAAUGCUAUGGUAAUAUAACAGAUAAUGGAAGGCAUUUAAUAGUCUGGAAUGAAAACUCAAAGUAAUUAUAAAGUUUUGAAAUUGAAUAUCAAUGAUUAAAAUAAUUUUACAUUAACUGAAC
Molecule: messenger RNA, 1700 nt
Organism: Paramecium octaurelia
Lineage: Eukaryota; Ciliophora; Oligohymenophorea; Peniculida; Parameciidae
Source: the annotation of a GenBank genome assembly